UUCUCCGUCCUCACUACUCGUUCGUUUGGCGCCGCAUCGAUAAUACUCCAACACAUUUUUACCCACCUUUUUUUUUGGUCUAAUUUUCUUAUUUAAUUACGAGGGGCUUAUUAUCAGAGUUUUAAUGUCCCGUCGCGACAGACGCUUAGCAAAAUGGAGCUAUCAGACAAACUCCGUUGGAAUCAAUUCCUGAUUUUGGCAACAGCACUUAUGUCACCUGCGUUAACGGUGCUCUGUAAUGAUAUCCUCAGCCUGAAGGUGGCGGGAGAUCCAGUUCUAACCCCUCACUCUGUGUGCCUGAGGUUGGUAGGCCUCAGCAAACGUCAGAUGCGGAUGUGUAUGCGUAGUCCCGACGUGACAGCAUCCGCCCUGCAGGGCAUCCAGGUGGCCAUCCAUGAGUGCCAGCACCAGCUGCGCGACCAGCGCUGGAAUUGUUCUUCCCUUGAAAGUUUUGGGAAGCUGCCCCACCACAGCACCAUCCUCAGUAGGGGUUUUCGCGAGAGUGCCUUCUCCCUGGCCUUGCUGGCAGCGGGUGUGGCUCACUCUGUGGCCUCGGCCUGCAGCAUGGGCAAGCUGCGGGGGUGCAGCUGUGAGGCCAAACGUCGCCAGGACGAUGACAAGAUCCGGCUGAAACUCACACAGCUGCAGCUGCAGACUCUGCAGAAGGGCGCGGUAGGCAUCGGCAUGACCAAAUCAUUACCCUCUGAUCUAAAUGGGCACCAUGGGAACCUACCACCCAACCUACACUCUGCCCACACGUCUGCCCUGCUCAAGCCUUUAUCAGAUGAGUUAAGCCCUGUGCAGGACACCUGGAUGUGGGGGGGCUGCAGUCAUGACUUGCGGUUUGGAGAUCGUUUUUCAAGAGACUGGCUUGAUUCCCGUGGCUCUCCAAGGGACAUCUAUGCUCGCAUGAGGAUACAUAAUAACCGUGUAGGACGGCAGAUAGUGACUGACAAUAUGACAAGAAAAUGCAAAUGUCACGGCACAUCAGGGAGCUGCCAGUUCAAGACCUGCUGGUACGUUUCUCCAGAGUUCCGCCUUGUUGGAUCUCUGCUCAAGGAAAAGUUCUUGUCAUCCAUCUUCGUCAACUCUCAGAACAAAAACAAUGGCGUUUUCAACCCUCGAACAGAAAAUGGUGCCCAUAGAAGCACUGGGGGUUUCAGCGAGGGACGCCGUCGAAGCAUGUCCCGAGAGCUGGUGUAUUUCGAGAAGUCGCCGGAUUUCUGCGAGCGUGAUGCAUCAAUAGAUUCUCCGGGUACACAGGGACGCAUUUGCAACAAAACUAGCUACAGCACAGACAGCUGCAGCUCGCUGUGCUGCGGCCGUGGGCACAACAUCCUGAGGCAGACUCGCAGUGAGCGUUGCAAUUGUCGAUUUCACUGGUGCUGCUACGUGUUGUGUGAGGAGUGUCGCCUUACAGAGUGGGUCAAUGUGUGCAAGUAGAUCCAACUUUUGUUUUGUUUUUUGUGCAACUGUUCCUGAGAAUCUGUUUAUCCCUCUCAUUUUGUGUUUUUUGUUAUUCCAUCAUCUGGGAUCUAUUUUCUCUGUGUAGCCGCUGUUAUUCCCAAAAUGCCAGGUCAGAGAUUGAAGAGGUGAGUCAUGUCAUUUGUUUUGCCACGGCCUGUUUGGACGCUACCCUCUCAGCCAUGAAGAGUGCUAUCGUUUCUACCCAACAGAAAAGUGGAGAAAUAGCAGAGGAGUGUUAAUGUUUCAGCUAUUGCUUUCUUAUUGAUCUUGUUGUACAGUAGCUGUGUUUUUUAUUGUGUGAGUGUAUAUUUGUAAACGUAUGUUUUAUUAAUAUGAUUAAUGUUUCAGAGUGUUUCAUGUUGGUUUGAGUGAAUGGCAGAAAGGGAAUUGCCAACUUUAUCUGGAAGAUAAAUCCAAAGUUUCAGCAUCUUCAUUUCUAAAUCUUAUGAUCUCUAAAAGAUUAGCUAAAUAUGGAUGUUUUGCUCCCACAACCUGCACAUUGUAACAUUGAUUUUAGUUCAGUCAGUUAAUUUGUAUAGUUCCAGAUUAAAAGAAAUGUCACCUACAAAUCCAAUGCAAUGUGAUUACGCUACUUUCAGUUAUAUUUAGCCUCAAGAACCAGUCUCAUUAUCUUAAAAUCAGGGAUGAUUCUUGACCCUUCCAUUGAGUGAUAGCUGUCACAUAAAAAGACACAAGAAGAUAUCUGUAUUUCUAAGGAUUAAAAUUUUAUGAAGAAUAAACAAUAAAUGAACACUUCAACUACAAGAACAAUCAAAUCCUAAUAGCAAUAAAUCAAGGUUUAAUUUAUCACACUAAGAUGUGCUUGAUGAUUAAUUAAGGAAAACAAACAUGAAAACAAAGACACUAAACCAACUCUCUGCCAAAGGUCUCUCAAGAGCCUGGAGAAAGUAGUUUUUAACCUCAGUUUGAAACUAAUCGUUGCUUUAGAGAGGAAAAGAAAAAAAAAUUCAAACUUUUGAAAGCACCUGGACCUGUAAGCUUUCAGCACCAGAACCGUCACUGAAAAAUAGAAUUGAGUGUCUUACUUUGUUCUGAAAUUUGGAUGUCUCACUUAUGGAACCGGCUGGAGUUUUGCUCAUGUAGUUCCAAGAGUCCCAUAUCUUAGCUAGGCCAAUGGGGAAAUCACUGUGGUGUUGUCUGAGAGAUCACUCGGAAACUGUCAGGCUGUCUGUUCUGCACCAGCUUCCUGGAUGUCUUGGUGGUUGUUCCGCUUUGGAUUUGAAGGCGUGUCGGAUGCAAGAGGAAAUGCUCUUAAAGGAAGCUAUUAAAUGGCACUGAACACGCAUCCAAGGUGGAUGGAGGAACAUUCUAUUCUUGGUUAGUUUUACACAGAAAUAUAAAGAAACG
Girardinichthys multiradiatus is the source of this 2835-nucleotide messenger RNA. It is a transcript of the gene wnt10b, whose product is annotated as wingless-type MMTV integration site family, member 10b. Gene Ontology annotation, molecular function: frizzled binding; cytokine activity. NCBI's taxonomy places the organism in Eukaryota, Metazoa, Chordata, Actinopteri, Cyprinodontiformes, Goodeidae. Gene Ontology annotation, biological process: multicellular organism development; cell fate commitment; neuron differentiation. The record is from RefSeq and is a predicted model, not a curated record. The transcript has 4 exons. The coding region runs from base 154 to 1443 and encodes 429 amino acids. Gene Ontology annotation, cellular component: extracellular region.